AUGGCCGGAACUGUGUGGGUUUUUAUGCUGUUGCUGAUAUCUGGUUACAUCACAGAUACAAUGUGUGUUGAUCUGAUGCCAAAACCGAAGGACUGCAAGAACAAUUUCAGCGAAAAGAAAUGCGCAAGAAUUCUUAAAAACAGAUAUAAAGAUAAUAUUUACGACAUGUGUUUCGGAUACAAGACUGUGGAUGAAUGUUGCGCAUUUUGCCUCAACAAACUCACUUGUGACAAUAGUAACCCCUACAACAACGAUAUCAUAGAUAUGGCUACAAAGUUUAUGUACUUGACGGUUGAUUGUAAGGACACAAUGAAGUACUCGCAAUGUAUGGAUAUUCGUGAUAAGGCAUAUGGCAAAAACACUAAGGCUAUGUGUAAAGAUGAAAAGUACGCGGGAAUGUGCUGCAGGUUCUGCAAAUAUGGAAUGGGAAAAGAUUGGAGCAGUCUCGUCAUGGAUGAAUGGAUGAAACAUCCUUACAAGAAAAUGCAAAAUAUCCUUGACAACUUUGGGGGCUACGGCCAAGGCGAUCAAGAUGAUGACAAAUUUUAUGAUUCUAUAUACAAUUUUCUGGAUGGCUUUGAUAACAACGACGGAAAACGAGGAAAAGAGGACGGUGAUUUUGGCGAUUUCAUAAACAAUAUUAUAAAAGGUAACGAUGGUUACGGAGAUAAGAAAGAUAAAAACGAUUACCUUCGAAUGAAAUCUGCACCAUUCAGUUUGACGAAAGCUGGAAACAUGGCCGAAUCUCACCUUCGUAAGAGGCGUGACGCCGAAAGUGAAAAUAUGUGUGAGGACAGAAUUGGCGCAGACAAUUGCCGACGAAUGAUGAUGAGGAGUCCAUAUUACAAACAUGGUGGAAUGCCCCACAUUUUCUGUUCUAACCCACAUAAUGUGAUUUCUUGUUGUCGGUUCUGUGCCUCUGCUUCAGCGAACAGAGUAGACAAUCGGAAACGGAGAGACCUUGCGUUCCUGGGUAAAGGUGAGUACCCCAAGGAGGGCACAGAAGAGACAUGUGACGGAGACAGAUUAUCUCCGAACAGAUGUCGACAAAUUGUCUACUCAAUGUUCAAAGGCAGUAAAAAGGAUAUGUGUACCUCGAUUCACUUCGGAAACGUCUGCUGUGAUACAUGCAGAAAAUUCUUGAAAUGA
Messenger RNA from Ylistrum balloti, 1149 nucleotides. RefSeq lists its product as uncharacterized. The record is from RefSeq and is a predicted model, not a curated record. The transcript is spliced from 6 exons. Lineage: Eukaryota; Metazoa; Mollusca; Bivalvia; Pectinida; Pectinidae. The coding region runs from base 1 to 1149 and encodes 382 amino acids.